Messenger RNA from Geodia barretti, 477 nucleotides. The record is from the annotation of a GenBank genome assembly. NCBI's taxonomy places the organism in Eukaryota, Metazoa, Porifera, Demospongiae, Tetractinellida, Geodiidae.
GUGCCUAUAUGAUGCGCUUUUGCCCUUGAAAAACGAGUCCAAUUUGUAAGAGUUUACGACAUAAUUAUGUAUUGUAUAUACCUUUUCUAUGGCAAUCAGCAUGGGGGUUUUCCCCUCAUCAUCAACAUUGACAAAGUUGAUGUCACCUCCGUGGACUUUGGCGCACAGAAUGGCGGCCAGGUCAUCUGUACAUACACCCUGGUACAGAUACUGCAGUGGAGGGAGGAGACGAACAAAGAUUGAAGUAUGGAAACAAGACGGCACUCAAUGCAGAGCAUGAUCCCAAGAUUGAUGGACGCCCACUUUGGGUUCAAGUUGCAGCAGUCUGCACACCUCUCGUUUCCUGGUAUGUCCAGGAAGUCUAGACCCAGAGAAUAGCUGGAGGAGCGAGCGAUGGGGAAUAGAAAAAAGGAAGAAUGAUAAUUGAGAAGAGAAUGGAAAGAGAAGGUGAUACAGAAACUCAGUAGCAAUACACCU